AUUUUUUUACUGUUCAAUUUGUGAGCAAGAUCUUUUUCACGCUUGUCGCAGUGUUUGAUCGUGGUGACCAGUAAGACAUGCCGAUCAAAUCAUGAUGGCCAGCAAGAAACAGCAAAAAUACUUGCUUUUGGUUCUUCAUGUACGAGGAUUGCGCAAUGCAGAUGGCGGUCUCGUUGCUACAAUCUCUUAAACUCCCCAUGCUUUGUUGGCUUUUGCUCCUUCUUGCUCAUCCAUGAAUGCAAAUACCCUUAUCGCUAAUGGAAAGUGGCAGUGGUACAGAUGGGAAGAAAGAGCGCAAUUCCAACAAUGACCAAAUCGCUGUGCAUGCACUGUGGGGAAGGACAUAAAAGGGCAGGAUGUACAGUCCUUCCCCACAGUCCCAAAUCCCAGUCGCCCAACCUCAUAUCCCACAAACACUCUCUCUCAAAGCAACACAAUGGUCAAGUUUGCCACCUCCACUGCGCUGGUCGCAGCUGCCCUUGCCUCUUCUGCUCUCACUGUCCUUGCCGCACCCGCUCCUACUACCCAGAGCGUGGACAUUCCUUCCUUCCAGCGUGAUCCCGCUUACGCUGUCUAUGGCAAGGGUACUGCAGCUCCACCUUCCUUUGGCCCGGUUGAUGACAAGACCGCGGCUUUGUCGCACAUUAGCGAACAGACUGGCGUCCCUGUGGGCGAGCUCGAGGUGACAGAUGACUACUCUAGUGCCAACGGCGUUAGGCACAUCUACGUUAAGAGGGUCUUGAACGGAUACCGGAUUGGUAACCAAGUCGGCAACAUUUCAGUCAAGGACGGCAAGAUCCUUUCCUUUGGAAACUCUUUUGCGCCUGCCAACAACUUCGCCCCACCAACCAUUGACGAGCCCACCGCCAAGGUGAACGCCCAGCAAGCCAUCCAGACCGCUGAGAAGGCAUUGGGUCUCAAGGCAAACAGCAUCAAGCCCUUCAACCGCUACGUUGAAAGCUCUGACAGUAAAUACGAAUUCGCUUGGACCUUCCAGGUCCAGUCUGCACCUGGUGCCAAAGACCUCAAGUGGUACGAAGUUGAUGUGUCCGCCAAGACCGGAAAGAUCAUCAGUGUCACCAACUGGGUGAAAGACGCUUCUUACACUGUCGCCGACUUCCGCGGGGCCGACCCCACCAAACAAAUCAUCACCGUGAAGGACCCCGCCAACGCUGUUGCCUCACCUAAAGGCUGGCACAACGAUGGGACUACGGCCUUCACCGAGACCCGUGGUAACAACGCAUUUGCGUACAACUCCUCUGGCGGUUCAAAGGUUACUGCCAAGGGCGGUGCUCAGAACAACUACAACACCAAAUACGACGUGAAUGCCAAUGCCAACACGGCCAGCAACAAGCAAGCCGCGAUCGCGAACGUAUUCUACGUUGCAAACAGCAUGCACGAUCUUUUCUACCAAUACGGUUUCAACGAAGCUGCUGGAAACUUCCAAGUAAGCAACAAUGGAAAGGGCGGACGGGGCAAUGAUGCCGUAUCGAUCAGCGCGCAGGAUCCCAACGGUACAAACAACGCCAACUUUGCCACUCCACCUGACGGCCAAACACCUCAGAUGAACAUGUACGUCUUCACCAGUACCAAACCCACCAGGGAUGGUGAUUUGGAGAACGAUAUUCCCAUUCAUGAAUACACUCACGGUAUCAGUAACCGCCUGACGGGUGGACCCGCCAACUCCAACUGUCUCCGUACCACUGAGGCCGGUGGUAUGGGUGAAGGUUGGUCUGACACCGCUGCUCUCUUCGUUCAGCGUCGUGCUACCCACACCCGCGACACCGACCUGGUCAUGGGUGAUUGGGUAACCGGAAACCCACGCGGUAUCAGAACUCAACCCUACUCCACCAGCCUUCAGCGCAACACUCUCAAGUACUCCACCGUCGGCAGACUUAACGAGGUUCACGCCAUUGGUGAAGUCUGGGCCACCAUCUGGAACGAAGUCUACUGGAACUUGGUGGACCAGUCUGGCUUCUCUGACGAUAUUUUCAACGCUAACCAAGAGAAGGGUAACAUUGUCGCCUUCCAGCUCUUUGUUGACUCACUUGCCCUUCAACCUUGCAACCCAACCAUGAUUGCCGCCCGUGAUGCCAUUCUCCAAGCCGAUGAGAACCGUUACGACGGUAAAUACAAGUGCGCCAUCUGGAAAGGAUUCGCCAAGAGGGGUAUGGGUGCCAACGCUACCACUUCCAAGGUUGACGACUUUACCCUUCCUGCUGGAUGUUAAUAGAGAUGAAUUUGGGUAGAUGGGAUUAGAAUACCCUUCCAUGACGUCUAUGAUACAUAUAUACCUAGUGUAGAUGCCUUUGUUAUAUGGUAGAUACUUUUUGUUUAGCACUGCGGGUUCGGUGUGCAGCACUCUAUGAUAAACUGAAAAUAAUACGGUUUUGUUGAUCACAUUUGAGACAUCGAGACAUUUCUUGUUAUGUGGGCAAUGACAAAAGACAAAACACCA
Molecule: messenger RNA, 2458 nt
Organism: Spizellomyces punctatus DAOM BR117
Lineage: Eukaryota; Fungi; Chytridiomycota; Chytridiomycetes; Spizellomycetales; Spizellomycetaceae
Exons: 2
Coding region: 437-2230 (597 amino acids)
Molecular function (GO): zinc ion binding; metalloendopeptidase activity
Source: RefSeq, a predicted model, not a curated record